AUGGUUGAUUAUGAUGAUAGUGAAAUUGACACAAUCCCAAGAAAAUUGUCCUUCAUUAGUUUCGCUGAUGAAGAACAAAUAGCACCAAGUGCUCAAAAUAUCCUAGAUUACCAUUCAUCUGCUCAGAUUACAGCUAUACAACUCAAUAAUGACGAUAACAAUCUACCUAUAUUUUCAAUUCGAAAGAUUUACAAAAAUUUAAUCGUUCUCUCAUUAGGUUUUGUAUUCAUGUUAACAGCUUAUACUAGCAUGUUAUCACUUCAAUCUAGUCUAAAUGCCAAACAGAAUGUUGGAGUCAAUUCUUUGAUUAUCAUUUAUGGUUGCACUAUUGUAAGUGCAAUCUUUCUUACUAGUACUUCUAUGGAUAUUUUUGGACUCAAAUGGGCUAUGAUAAUUGCAAUAUUGGCGUAUGCUUUAUAUAUGUUAGCUAACAUUUAUCCACUUCCUGAACUUAUGUAUAUUAGUGCAGCUUUAGUCGGACUUGGUGCUGCUCCUCUGUGGACAUCUGAAGCCUUGUAUCUCAAUCGAAUUGGUCGCUAUCAUGCACAACAUAAAUUUCAAACAGUUGAAAUGUCUGUUAGUCUAUUUUUUGGUAUUUUCUCUGCUAUUACUGGUACAAGUUUGAUUUGGGGUAAUUUAAUAUCAUAUUUUGUGUUACGUCAAUCAAAUACUCCACCAAAAGUAAAUUGUGGUAUCUAUUUUGAUCCAAAAGUAAGUAGACCUACAAAUGAAACUGAAGAUGUUAAUGAAACAACGCGUUAUGUCCUAUGUGGAGUAUUUGCUGGUAUAAGUAUUCUCUCGAUGGUAGUCGUAUACUUAGCAGUUGAUCAAAUUCGAUUAACCAAACGACAAACCAUUCGGCAAUCAAUGAAAAAGAGUAUCGAAGUGCUUGCAUCAUUAAUUCGAUGUAAAGAAAUCAGUCAAAUAUUUCUUAUUCCAUUAACAAUGUGGAGUCUUACUGAAAAUGCCUUUCUAAACGCUCAAUUCACGCGAGCAUUUAUUACUUGCGUUAUUGGUAUUCGUUAUAUUGGUUUGAUAAUGGCUGCACACGGAAUAUGUUAUGUAAUGAGCAGUUAUUUCUUUGGUUGGUUUGCUAGAUAUAUUAAACGAAUUGGAUGCUUUAUAUUUGCUGCUAUUCUUAACUAUGCAAUGAUUAUUUGGAUGUAUGUAUGGGAACCUAAUGAUAAACAAAUAGCUGUUUUGUUUAUCAUGGCUGGUGUUUGGGGUAUUGCAGACGCUAUAUGGCAAUCGCAAGUCAUUGCAGCUUAUACAGUUCUGUAUUCAGAUGGUGAUCCAACUGUUGUAGCGAAAUAUAGACUUUGGAAAUCAGUUGGUUCUUUAUUGACUUAUAGUUAUGCUAGUUAUAUAACUAUGCGAUCAACACUUUUAGUCCUUUUAAUCUUCUUAACAGCAAUCAUUAGUGUCAUCAUAUUCGUUAAAAAUAUCAUCACCAAUUAUUGUACUUGUCAACUAACGCAUCAUACUCCAUCAGUCGUCACUGUUGCGCUGGUGUAUCGUUAUUCGACCAACUUCGAACAUUUAUUCCAUUAUUUCUGA
Molecule: messenger RNA, 1557 nt
Organism: Adineta ricciae
Lineage: Eukaryota; Metazoa; Rotifera; Eurotatoria; Adinetida; Adinetidae
Source: the annotation of a GenBank genome assembly